AUGAAGAAGGCGGGCAUUAUUCGAACCGCAUCAAAGCUACCCACUACCGGGCGGGCUGUGCCCUUUGCGGUAGUGGAGGAAAAACCGUCGGGCCCACGGCGCCGUUUCAUAGCAUGGUCAAAAGCAAAAAAUGAACAAGAGAGCUACCAGGCUAUGGCCCCUCUUGGGCAAAUUUCCCGUUACCUGGGCGCGGUUUAUGAUGAAACAGCCGCCAUUUUUGGUGUAAAGGCAUCCUUCUUCCAGGUAGGCCUGCCAGCAGAGACACGCGGUAAUUUCCGUUGUCACACGGAGAAGGGGGAGCUGGUCGACUUCACACGGCCCCAAAUGGGGUAUAAAUGUAGUCCGGAAAUCGUGCACACGAUCUCAAGAGUUUUGGCGGGGGACCCCGAGGCUGUCAAACCGCGGUUCGCAGCCCCGCCGGAGCUAACGUUUCACGUGUGGAUUGGGAAUAUUCGUAUCACAGGGCCACGCAAGAGCGUAGAGCCGUGGGGGAACGCUAUUAUGGAAUAUAUGCGUGGAUGCGGUGCGACGGUGGGAGGGCACAAGGCUCCCACCAUGCGUUAUGAAUUCAUAGGAGUUUGUUUCGACCAUACGGCUAGGACGGUUUCCCCCAGUGACAAAACGUUACGUAAAUGA
This is a messenger RNA of Trypanosoma grayi, 636 nucleotides long. RefSeq names its product rab1 small GTP-binding protein. The record is from RefSeq and is a predicted model, not a curated record. Bases 1 to 636 code for a protein of 211 amino acids. Lineage: Eukaryota; Euglenozoa; Kinetoplastea; Trypanosomatida; Trypanosomatidae. The transcript has a single exon.